Messenger RNA from Syngnathus typhle (broad-nosed pipefish), 1503 nucleotides. It is a transcript of the gene gdpgp1, whose product is annotated as GDP-D-glucose phosphorylase 1. Gene Ontology annotation, molecular function: GDP-D-glucose phosphorylase activity. The coding region runs from base 371 to 1435 and encodes 354 amino acids. The transcript is spliced from 2 exons. Gene Ontology annotation, biological process: glucose metabolic process. The record is from RefSeq and is a predicted model, not a curated record. Lineage: Eukaryota; Metazoa; Chordata; Actinopteri; Syngnathiformes; Syngnathidae. Gene Ontology annotation, cellular component: cytoplasm.
AAGAAUAGAAACGUGACAGGAGCUGAACAGUUGUAAAAUAAUACAGGAUACGCGCUUUGUUUGCCUAUAUAUGUACAAUACUGUUGUUUAUAUCUUAUUCAAACAUUUACUCGCUUCAUAUUAUCGUGAUGAUGACGACAAAUAAACACAGUUAACGGUCAAGUCACGGCCGGACAACUGUGGAUAGCUUUUACUUUGGCAAUUCAAACCGGAAACACGAAUACCAACGACGAAGAACCAACGUAACUAUUCGGGAAGUGACAGGAGCUUAACAUUAGUUAAACGUGCACAAAUACGCAAAAAGACGCCAGCCUGUUUAUCUCCGCAAGCAAUGUAAAACGUCAACACCCUCCACCCCACCUCCACAGCCAUGCCAGUCCAGUUUGUUUACUGGAAUCAAGACUUUAUAAAAGAUGUGCCCGUCAGUACCAAUAACACGUCUGCAUGGAAAUCGAGGUUUGACACUGCCAUUCAAGCUGGAUGGAUUGACAGGAUGGAGAGGGGGCUCCUUCGCUACCGUUUGGAGGAUUUACAGUCACGUAUCCUGCCUGGCCCCUGUGGUUUUGUUGCCCAGUUAAAUAUCAAGAGAGGACUAAAGCGAAGAAAGCCUCAAGAGAUCCUAAGUAUUCAGCAAGAUUUCAAUGCUGAGCUGUUUAAUUUUAACAAAGUCAAUCCAGAUGAGAUCAUAUUUGAGAUGAUUAAGGGAUCUGAGGAAGGGCAUGAAAUUGGCCCUCAAUCGUGUAAGACUGUUGUGUUGGUCAAUGUCAGUCCUCUGGAGUUUGGACAUUGUCUUUUUGUUCCAGAUCCAACACGCUGCUUUCCUCAAAUCCUCACUAGGUUUGCCGUUGAAGUUGGUAUUGAAUCGGUCCUGCUCAGCUCUGAUCCAUCUUUUCGUGUAGGCUUCAACAGUCUCGGAGCAUUUGCAUCUGUCAAUCAUUUACAUCUUCAUGGAUAUUACUUGAAGUAUAAGCUCAGUAUUGAAACUAUUCCUGUCCGUCCGCUUAUUCCCGACAAAGGAUUUUAUACUUUGGGAGGAUUUCCUGCAGGUUUUCUAUUCUACACUGAAUCCAAGGGAAUGAAGGAUGUCGCCAGUGCCAUCUGUCAUGUCACUGACUUUCUAGUGGAGGCCAAUGUCCCUCACAACCUCUUCAUGACCAGAGGAGCCUCACCCUGCGAAGACGAUGAUGACAAGUUAUUAAGAAAAGGCGUACGCAUUGCCGUGUGGCCCAGAGUAGCUUGUUUUGGUACCAAAGAGGAGUCCGCUCUCAAUGUUGCACUAUGCGAGCUUGCUGGACAUCUACCAUUUAAGAACAAGAAGGACUAUGAGCUCACCACUGAGUCACGUGUUAUAGAAAUCAUUCAGCGUUAUCUUCUCCCGCAUGAAGAUUUCCUACAAUUGGAAAAGCAGCUUACUCAUCAUUUAAUGACACUGUAAUGAUUUGACAAAACAUGUUGAGUUCUGCUCAGUCCUUAUGAUAUUAAUAAAUGACACAUUUAAACUUU